AUGCGUUGCGAGUACAGCACCGCUCGUGGAGAGAAUCACUUGGGCACGAUCACUCUAUGUCUCCCGUCGUCUUUUACGGGCGGGGACCUCGUCGUUCGAAAGGGCGACAGAGAAAUCGUCUAUGACUGGUCUACGGACGUGUGGGGUGCUUCGGGGAACCCUCAGCUGCCUUGGGCCUUCCUGUACGCCGACGUCGAGCACGAGGUACUGCCUGUCACGUCGGGAAUGAGAGUGACGGCGGCGUGGGACGUCUUCACGAUCCCCGACAGCGGCACACAAAUCUCUUACGACGUGCUCAACUCUGCCGCCGCCCGCACUCGCGACGCUUCCAAAGAGUACAUCCGGCAAGCGAUCUUGGCUAUGUUCGACGACAUGAGCUUCGUCCCCGAGGGGGCGAUCUUGGGCUUCGGCUUCUCUCAUUCUUACCCUAUCGAGGGUCAAGAGUGGAGCAAGACGAGCAGGCAACUCAAGGGAACAGACGCCAUAUUGGUUGACAUAUUCGAACAUGCUGGUAUCAAGUUCGCAUGGCGGUUUCGGUACGACAACGAUGAGGAAUUCGAAAGCUGGUACAACGACAUGUUGGAAUAUGACUCAAAGACUCUGCGAAAAAUCAUUGUCGAGCCCGUGAUCGAUCACCCUUUCAAGCUGGAUGAGUUCACGUCACAGGAGCCCGGUCAGCUCGACGGGGCCUACGUGGAGGGUUCGCUGACGGAGGAGCUUUCCACUUCCGGUGCCAAAGUCCGCCGAGAUGUCAUGUGGGUAACGUAUCCUGGACAAUCGUCUCGAGCCGGGGACUACACUGCGUAUGGAAACGAGGCAUCAACCGAGUUUUACUAUGUUGCACCUUGCCUGUUUGUCACCAUUCCUCCAGCGGAGAAACGUCUCAAGGAAUGGCACGUCGUAGAGGCAGGACAGCGGGCUGUGAAUUCGAAAGACGCGGCCGGAAUGGGAGGCGCAUGA
Molecule: messenger RNA, 960 nt
Organism: Punctularia strigosozonata HHB-11173 SS5
Lineage: Eukaryota; Fungi; Basidiomycota; Agaricomycetes; Corticiales; Punctulariaceae
Exons: 2
Coding region: 1-960 (319 amino acids)
Source: RefSeq, a predicted model, not a curated record